AAACAUUACAAAACUAAGAUAUGGAAGCUUUAAAAGAACUGUUGCCAGAAUUGAACUUUGAUGAAGAGAUAAAGGAGAAUCCUGAGCUUGAGAAGUACAUCAAGAAGGAAUGCAAUGAGGCUGAACUCACUUUUACUGACCCAAUGAAAUUGGAAGAGGCCCCUAAACUAAAUUCUGAUUUUAGAAACUAUGUUCUCCUCUGUGGUCUACCCAUUGUCGAUGAAGGCAAGAAGGAAAAACUGUUGAAAGUCAUUAUUAAUGUUCUAAAGAAGAAAGGAUUCGAGGCCAUUGAUGAAGAGAAUAUCACUAUUUUACUCAAGGAAGACACUGGAAAAUCAUAUGGCACUGCUUUUAUUAAGUGCGAUGAUGAGACUGACGCCAAGCUUGUCCAAGCUCUCCUUCAUGGAUUUGCUCUUGGAAAAGCCAAUAAGAUUCAAGCAUCUACUUUUGAUGAAUUUGAUAGACUUCUAAGUGUGAAUGAUGAAUAUGUGCCUCCAAGAUUUGCCGACUUGACUGAUCUGUACAGCUAUGCUAUGGAUCCUCAGAAUGAUCAAUUCUUAAUCAGAGAAGAGAACGAAAUCAAGGUGAAGAUGAACAGAAUCCCAAACAGGACUGACAAGGAGACUAAUACUGUUAAUUUCCAUGAAGAAUUGGUCGGACCAAAUGCUGAUAUUCAAAUCAUCUCCAAGAAGAAUGCUUUCUGGUCACCACAAGGAAGAUAUCUUGUGAUCUUUAAGGAGAAUAUGGUCCAAUUAUAUGGUGGCUCUGUUUUCGAGCUUGUUAGAGAAAUUGUCCAUGCUGGAGUAUCCAACUGUACUAUCUCUCCAUGUGAGAGAUACAUCAUGACCUUCACCAAAGAGAAGAAUGCUGGACAAGGAAACUAUAUGUUCUGGAGAAUAGACACUGGAGAGAUGCUCAGAUCAUUCUCUUUUGAUGACUACACUCCAAAGAACAGUCCUCAUGAUAUUUUCAAGUUUUCUUUUGAUGGAAAUUAUGUUGCCAAAAUGAUUACCGAUCAUAUUGCUGUCUAUGAACUUCCAGAUAUGCAGCUUCUUGAGGAUAUGAAUAUCGGAAAGCGUGUCUCGAUCAGGAUCGAGCAUAUUAACGACUUCAAGUGGAGUCCAGCAAAGAAUAUGAUCUGCUAUUGGUUCAGGAACCCAGAAGAUGAGUCCAAUCCUCCAAAGGUUGGAUUUAUUCAUAUUCCAACAAGAGAAGUCUGGAGUGAAAGAGAAAUCAUCAAUGGUGUAGACCUAAUAACUAAGUGGAGUACUGACGGAAGCAAGUUGAUCACUAUCAAUAAACUGAAAAGAAAGAAGCAAUUCUUUAACACUGUAUCAGUCUUUGAUGUAAACUCCAAGGGUAUUCCUGCUGAAAUGAUCUCGAUCAAUACAAAUAUUUUGAAUGUUUCAUGGACCUCUGCCACUGAUAGAAUUGCCAUCCUCGCUAACAGAGAGAAGAAGAUUCAGGAGAAAUGGGCUGAUAAAUCCCAAAUCGCCUCUACCAUUGUCUUUGAAGUUAAGCAAAGAGAUGGUGUCUUGAAAUCAGAGAGACUCGGAACCACCAAGGAGCAUAUCACAAAUGAUAUUGAAUGGGCUGAAAACGGAAACAUCUUCAUCGCUAGUGACAUUAAGAACGCAAACCCAAGCUAUCAAGGAAAAUUCUACGUGUACUACAUCAGAAAUGUGGUCACAAAAGAAGAAGUCAAGGCUAAAGGAGGAAAGGGCAAGAAGGGCAAAGGCAAAGCAGGAAAGACUAAAUUUGUUGACAAAACCGAGCUUGUGAUUGACUUAGUCGAUGAAAUUGAAGACCUUAAAGCUGACACUAUUAACUGGGACCCAACAGGAAGGUUCUUCAGCACUUCUUACAUUCCAGCUAUCAAAAGCAUGAUAAGGGCUCAGACAACACCGAAAUUUACUAUUUACAACGCUAAAGGAGAUGAGAUCUACAGCUAUUCAGUUCCUAAACUGCAGCAAUUUGCAUGGAGACCACGCCCAAUCCGGAACUGGAGCGAGAAGGUAGAGAAAGAGUUCCAGAAGGAAUACAAUAGCAAACUCAAGAAAGUACUUAAGGCUGAGAGUGAUGAGAAGGGUGUUAUUGAGAUGAUCAAAGUCACAAAGGAGAAGACCAAGGAGAAAUUCAUGGAAGUCUUCGCACCUUUCAUGCAGAGAUACAAGGAUACUAAGAAGGAAAGACUCGCUCUUUGUCCUGACGAUGACAGUGAUGAAGAAGAAGAGUUUGAGAGGAGUGUGAUCGCUGAUUACUAUUAAAGAAAUCCUU
Molecule: messenger RNA, 2277 nt
Organism: Moneuplotes crassus
Lineage: Eukaryota; Ciliophora; Spirotrichea; Euplotida; Euplotidae
Source: the annotation of a GenBank genome assembly